GCACUUUUUAUCGCUUUAUAACAGGAUAUCUCACUGGCGCGAAAAACGCACUGUCUGGCUUUCUGUAAAACAUUGUGGGGCGGAUCUUGUGCCUGUUGUCUAAGCCUGGCUUUUCCCCCUUUAACUUAAACAUAAGUAUAGACUGCGUCGAAACUGCGCAUCCGUGCAACCAGCAACACCUCAGUCAGCUUUUAUCCCUUCGAUCCUCGUGAACUCGUUGCUCUCUGGCGGCCGGGGGAUUUCCAAUGCCCUGAAUUUCGCUGUGGGAUUGUGCAGAGAGCCGGUUGUACAGGACGUUUUCCAGAGAAAACUGCUGUCAUUUGACCAUUUCUGGGAAUAAACUCAAGGAUUUUAUUAACUGGGAACAUGGAGUACGACUGCUACCAGCACUAUUUUAUCGAUGAUUUCGACAGAGAGGAGGAUUUUUACAAGUCUACCGCACCGAGCGAGGACAUAUGGAAAAAGUUCGAGCUGCUGCCCACGCCUCCCAUGUCUCCCACCCGGACUCUGAGCGGCAGUGCGCUGCACCUAUCGCCGGGAGACAAACUCAGCUGGCUGUCCAAAGUCCUGGGUCAGGACGAGGAGUGCGAGGGUCAGUUCAUCCCCGACACGGAGGAGCUGUUCGGCAACCUCAGCUCUAUCAUCAUCCAGGACUGCAUGUGGAGUAGUUUCUCUGCCAGUAAGCAGCUGGAGAAGGUCAACGGGAGAGUGUCAGCUGCGGCACAGACCUGCGUCUCCCCGGUGGCCCAGAUCUCCGUGAGACCGAGCAAAGCGCAGUGCGUCUCUCCCGCUGUCCCGCUCGCCACCCCGGCGACAGACUGCGUCGACCCCGCGGCUGUUCUCACCUUCCCGGCAAGCAGCUACAGGAAGCCGGCGUCGUCUGGCUCCGAGUCUCGCUCUGAUUCCUCUGAUGAUGAAGAGGAAAUCGACGUGGUCACCGUGGAGAGCAAGCAGAACCGCGUGCGGGUGGUGAAUGUCAGAAAGCCAGUGACCGUCACGGUCCGGGCCGACCCCUGUCCCAAACGAUUCCACAUGUCUGUCCACCGGCAGCAGCACAACUACGCCCUCCGCUCCCCAGACAGUGAGCCUGAUGAUGAUGAGGAGGAGGAUGAGGAUGAAGACGAUGAGGAGGAGGAUGACGAUGAGGAGGAAGAGCCUCAAAGCAAGCGUACUUGCACAGCAUCCAGUCAGCGGCCGGGCUAUUCGUCUGGUAUCUCCCAGCCCGGCUCCCCCUCGGAGAGUCCACAAAACUCUGACGUAGAGGACACUGAUCGCAGGCGGAAUCACAACUUCCUUGAGAGGAAGAGGAGGAACGAUCUCCGGUCCCGCUUCCUCGCCCUACGGGAUCAGAUCCCUGGCCUGGAGUCGUCCAAGACUCCGAAGGUGGCCAUCCUGACCCAGGCGACAGAGUACCUGUCCGACCUGCACACCAGGGAGAGACGACAGCUCCAGGAGAAGAAACGCCUCAAAACCCGACAACAGCAGCUUCUCCGCAGAAUAGCUGAACUGAAGCGCUCUUGAGACGCACGCGUUUAAAAUAAACUGCCUCGUUAGUCACGGUCAGGAACUUUACUCUCAAGUUACCUGACACUUUUGGAAAGCUACAGUUUUACUAUAACAAACAUGCCUCAUGUAAAUAGCUGUGAAUUUUGUUUUUGAAUAUUGCUGUGGGCUUCUUAUGAAUUGACUGUGCAGGCCAAUGACCCUGAUACGGUGAGGAGCAGCAGUCAGUGUGCUGUGUUUUUAAUUUUUAAUUUGGAAAGUGUUUUAGCUAAGAACCGGGGUAAUGGAAUUGAUUUUAUAGCUAAGAUAUUUCCUGGUAUGCUGUGAUGGGGAAAUAAGAACCUUUGUUAAUAGUUUACCAGUGUGAUAGUGAGUACAUGCAGCCUCCAGGGUGUGCGUUUCAGUGUGUCACACUUUCAAGUGCGUGAAGUCUGAAUGACUUUCUUUGUACAUAAUGAGUGAAUGAGUUCCUGGUUUGUUUGGUGCUGAUGAUGACUGUGUGAUUUACAAAUUGUUCUGUAAAUAAUAGCUUAAUAAUAGCUCCUGUUGAAGGAGACAAAAUCAAGAGUUGUCAACAAGCUUUGCUCCUCUUUAUGACGUGCCACCAGGCAUCGAGGAACAUCUAUUUUGUUAAGAUAAUAGGAAAAAUGGGCAAAAAAAAAGUAGCACUGCUGUACUUUAUAUCACAUGUCACUUUGUGAUUUCAAUGCUUCUGAUUUUGGUUGAUUUAUAAAGCAUGCUAACAUCGACAUUAAAUUUUAUACCAUAUUUGCAUACAAA
Molecule: messenger RNA, 2283 nt
Organism: Cottoperca gobio
Lineage: Eukaryota; Metazoa; Chordata; Actinopteri; Perciformes; Bovichtidae
Product: protein L-Myc-1b-like
Exons: 3
Coding region: 367-1521 (384 amino acids)
Biological process (GO): regulation of DNA-templated transcription
Molecular function (GO): protein dimerization activity; DNA-binding transcription factor activity
Source: RefSeq, a predicted model, not a curated record